UCAGAUGCAGGAAAUAGCUGGAACUCGCCAAAACAUCGUCAGGUACAUACAUGAGGGGUACGAUUAUCACAUUGAUACCACGUCCCCUUACAUAUAUCGAUGUGCCACUCGUAAAACUACGGGUUGUCGGGGUACCGCGCGAGUAGAUGCUGCGGGGGUGGUAACGGUCUACCGGCCGCACGAGGGGCACCAGCCCAAUCGCAAUAUUUUGGAAGAAGCCCGCAUGCGCCAGGAGAUGUUAGACUUGGCUCCUCCGAAGGAGAUUUUUGACGACGUGUGUCGAAGAAAUCCUGCAGUGGCGAUAAAUUUUUCGUUUGCGGUAAUAGAAAGUGCAAUACAACGCGUUCGCACAAAAUUGAGGCCGGCUACACGUGCGACCUUACGAGACCUUGGCGCGGUAUUGAUCGAUUACGCGCCAACUGAACAAUCGUAUCGAGGAGUCAUCGAAGCAACCGAUGGAUCCGUGGCGGUGAUGUUCGCGAGCGAGAAGAUGCUGCGACGAUUGGGGAAUUCACCGGAAAUUUAUGUGGACGGAACGUUCAAGGUUGUCCCCAAUAGCCCGCCAAUCGCCCAACUGUACACGAUCCAUAUGCGCGUGAUGGAUACUGGACUAGCGGCUGUAUUCAUAUUGUGUAGUGCGAAGACAAGGGCACUAUGUACAGCUGUUUUUCGAAAAAUAUUGGAACUUGCACCCGAAAUCGAACAAAGUCUACGUUUCGCCAUGGGCGAUUAUGAACGCGCGGCUAUGAGCGCUCUGCGCGAAGUGUUUCCCGCGGUCAGCCUACAUGGGUGCUGGUUUUAUUUGGAAAAAUCAGGUUUAACUUCUGAAAAAAUUUACAAAAGAAAUUGACGCAGACAGGGUUUAUAAACUAUUAAUUACAAUUAAUUAAUAAUAUUAAAAAAUAAAAAUAAUGGUUUCAAAAGCGGGUUAUGUAUUUU
This is a messenger RNA of Athalia rosae (coleseed sawfly), 939 nucleotides long. RefSeq lists its product as uncharacterized. The record is from RefSeq and is a predicted model, not a curated record. NCBI's taxonomy places the organism in Eukaryota, Metazoa, Arthropoda, Insecta, Hymenoptera, Athaliidae. The transcript has 4 exons. Bases 5 to 850 code for a protein of 281 amino acids.